Sipha flava (yellow sugarcane aphid) is the source of this 1017-nucleotide messenger RNA. Its product is annotated as EP300-interacting inhibitor of differentiation 3-like. Gene Ontology annotation, biological process: DNA repair. Gene Ontology annotation, cellular component: nucleus; Smc5-Smc6 complex. The transcript is spliced from 6 exons. The record is from RefSeq and is a predicted model, not a curated record. The coding region runs from base 202 to 984 and encodes 260 amino acids. NCBI's taxonomy places the organism in Eukaryota, Metazoa, Arthropoda, Insecta, Hemiptera, Aphididae.
UCGACGAAUCUGAAACCUACUUAGAGAAAUUCGAACUGUACAAAAUUCAAAUGGAAAAAGUUCAAAAUUUGGUCGAUGAAUUGAGCGGUAAAAGUAUGUAACCCUUCAUUGAUUUUGUGCGUUUCGUUUGUUGCAUUAUUUAUUCCCUCAGUUGUUGAUAAGACGUUAUGCGAUGAGGAUUUAAAUACCUUACGAAAAGAAAUGAAGUUAAUGGUAGAUCUUGAAUGUGAAACGAAACCUUCUCAAAUCUUGUCCAAUUUUGUGAAUUAUAAAGUGAGGUCUUUGAAAAUAUUGCAAGAAUCAUUUCGGAUAUGUAAUUGGCUCAUGGAAAAAGAAUGCAACGAAAUUGACAAUAUAUUUGAUAUUAACUCAUAUAUUGAUAAAAUUCUUGAUGCAUGCACUGAUAAAGACGAUCCUUUGGACAGUAUGAAUACCUUAUUCGAAGAUUGUUUUAUGAAUACAAAUAAUUUUUGUUUAAGUUUUUAUGGUAACAUUGCUUUAGAAACAAGCACUGAUUCUACAGUUAUAACACAAACAAAGAAAGAACAUAAAAGAUCGCAAAAACGUCGAUUAGAAGAACAAAUUGUUCCUGAUGAGGUGUAUAAUUGUGAAGAUGAUAAUGAUAUGCAAGUUAUUCUAAUAGCAGUAAAAAAUUGUUUGCAACAAGCUAUACAAAAGAAUAAUGGAAACCCAAUAUCAUUCUUCAAAUUUGCUAUUAACCCAUACAGUCUGUCACAAACUAUAGAAAAUUUUUUUCAUUUAGCUUCAUUAGUAAAGGAUCGUAUUGUGAUAAUUGAAAAAAAUUCAGAUUGUAAUGAUUUUGAAUCAGCAACCAUAACAAUAAACAAGAAAAAAAUUAAUAUGAAUGUUACUCGGAAUAGAAAAGAUGAUUUUAUAUCAUCACUACUUACAAUAAACCAUGAUUUAUGGAAGUUCUAUAUACAAAAAUACAAUAUUCAAGAACAAAUGAUUGAUCUACGAUAAAUCUUUUUUCAUUUAAAAACAAAUUGUUCAAAU